AAGAAAGCCAGUAGAGGAGGCGGCGCGCAGCCUCCCUGAGCACGUCAGUCUAAAUGACACUUUCCCUCUCCUCGGGGGAACAGUGAACUGCUCCGGAAAAAAAACCGGAAACGCUGCGGCAAGGGGCAGAAAUGUAAAUGUUCGACCAAACAAUAACAGAGCUCGCGGGCCUCCUGGACCCGGACCGUCCCGCCGGGCGUCGCGGGCAGACUGCUCGUGGAGCGCUACCCACGUCCACGCCAGGCAGUCUACUAGGAUCGUCUCCAUUUAGUGGAGCCAGGGGCCGCUGGGGAGAUCCCUCCGGGAAGGACAAAGGUCCGGAAGUUCUGGGACCUGAGCGGCUUGGGCUUCCUGGAUCGACCCCCCCGAAUGUGAUCAUGUCGGGACGGAGCCCGAGAGGACCCUCCAGGGAUGCUGCGGGCUCGAAGAUCUCGGGGGUCCCCAAAAUCCCGAGAUCGGGGAAAAAACAAUCUCGGAUCCUGAUGCUUUGUGCGUCUUAUUUCGGGGUUCUUCACACCCGGCACGGGGAGAGAAAGGGAGGGGAAGGGUGAGGAGGAACCCCUUCGGCCGGCUGCACGUCCCCCUCCUAUAAAGCUGAGUCCGGCUGCUCCCAACAGCCCCUUCAUCUGCACCCAGGCCUCCCAGCGGUGCAUUCCGAUAUUGGUGCCGCCAGCCAAACUUCCAUUCCCCCGCGAUCGCUGAUCGCGUGCCCCACCCCCAGACCCCAAUUCUCCCCAAGCUCAAAACACACAGAGCCGAGAGCCGGUGACUCAGACAGGACUCAUCUGGCUCAGUCAGGAGCUUACCCGAACCUCAGGGGAGCGUGUCACCGUCCUGGGAAGCACGCUCCGAGGCCGGACGCCAGAGGAUCCCGGAGCCCGGCGGCUACCUGCGCCCAGGAUGGUGGCUCUGGACUUUUGAGAAGCUCAAAACUUUUAGCGCCAGUGAGUCCGAGCACAUGGGAGGGGAAAAUCCCAAUCCCAGCAACCCCCGCGAAGCUCCUGGCACAAAGCUGGACAGUCGCCAUGACAAGUAAGGGCAAGCAGUUAGCCGGCGCGGGGAGGCGGUGGGGCUGGAGCCCGGGAGGAGGGCCGGGAGCCAGUCCGGAUUCUCACUGGGUUGGUGCUACAGCUACUUUACACUGGGGGUGGGGACGGUCGGCAGGCCGGAGCGGGGAUGGCAGAAUAAGUGGAAACCAUUUUAGGAGACACCUGCUCCUGUGUCAGACAUGAAGGUGGGAGGGAGAGAGCUUUUGCACCUGUCAUUCCCCUCCCGGAUGGCUGGAUAUGCUCUUCUCAUCAGCUAGAACGUCACCUUUUAGGAAAGACUUCCUUACUAUCCGAAUCCAACGAAUUCCUUCAGAGACCCUGUGUCACACCAUCUUGUUUAAUUUCCUUCGCAGCCCUUACCGUUUUCUGCAAAGAUUUGUUCCUUGUCUUAGUAACACAGCAGCGUAAGCCAUGGGGAGGGGGCGGGGGGGCAGAGACCUUGUCAACUAUCUUAUUCAUUGUAUUUAUUUCUCGGUGCCUAGUAGCACCUAGUAGCAAGGAAGAGCUCAGUAAUAAAUGCUUAUUGAAUGAAUGAAAAGAGACGGAAGUCUGAGGAAUUUGGCGGAAUGAGAAGCAAAAAAAGGUCAAAAGCUGUAAAAUCAAACAUAGCGCCAGCGCCCUCCGCAGGUGAGGGUGGGUAGUAGGUGCUUUAGGAGUGCCGGAGGGAGACGGCAGGGGGAGCUCAGGCACUGCUCGCCGAGGCAGAGGCUCUCGGACUACAACACCCAGCAACCACCACGAACCCUACGGCUUGAUGGGAACGGUAAGCCUCCGCGACCUGUCACGUGCUUGCCCCGCCCCUCCCGCGAAAUCUGACCCGGGAUGCGGAGGUCCAAUGGAAAGGCGGGGCCAAAUCCCGCGAGAGCAAGUGGCUCUUAGUGACCGCGGGGGCUGAGGGACGCUGUGCUUGCGGCGGGGCGCGUCCACCGGUCCCGCUCGCCUUCCGGGGUCUUCCGCCCUCUCCCGGAAGAAGGAGGAAGGGCCCCGGACGGGUUUUCCGGGGCUGCGUCCGGGAGCCGAGAAGUUUGAGGCGGUGUGGGCUGUCGUAUCGGCAGGGCAGCUGGGCGCUCGAGGGACGAGGGUCGCGGCGGGGGCCGGAGUCCGCGCUUCUUCGGCAGCAUGAGCGCGCCCGAGGCGCCCCGGUCGGCCCCGGACUGCCUUGCUGCGGACCAGGCCCCCGCUCCGGCUCCCCUAUCUCCUCGGGCUUCCCCGACGGGUGAGAGUCCGGACUCUGAACUGUUGCCACCGCCGGUACCUCCCGCUGGGGACGGCCCGGCCCGCUCGUUCCCGGAUCCCGCGGCGGGCUCCCGGGCGCCAGGGGAGGGCGGCCCCGUUUCUGCCUCCACCGCCCUGCAGGCGGGCUUCUCUGCUCCUACCGACUUGAGCCCUCGAAUUGAGGAGCCAGAGGUUGGUGAAAACGUGAGCCUUCCCGCAGAAGAAGCGGACGGGCCGGAAUUGGGGCCAGGAGAGGCGGUGGAAGGAGUGUCUGAGGACCUCGCCCCGGAGGACGAAGGAUACAGCACCCGGAACUACUGCUUCUCCCAGCUCCCUCGGUUUCUCAGUGGUUCCUGGUCAGAGUUCACCCAACCCGAGAACUUCUUGAAAGGCUGUAAGUGGGCUCCUGAUGGUUCCUGCAUCUUGACCAAUAGUGCGGAUAACAUCCUGCGGAUUUAUAACCUGCCCCCAGAGCUGUACAAUGAGGGGGAACAGGUGGAAUAUGCAGAGAUGGUCCCUGUCCUUCGAAUGGUGGAAGGUGACACCAUCUAUGAUUAUUGUUGGUAUUCUCUGAUGUCUUCAUCCGAGCCAGACACCUCCUACGUGGCCAGCAGCAGCCGGGAGAACCCCAUUCACAUCUGGGAUGCAUUUACUGGAGAGCUCCGGGCUUCCUUUCGUGCCUACAACCACCUGGACGAGCUGACGGCAGCCCACUCGCUCUGCUUCUCCCCUGACGGCUCCCAGCUCUUCUGUGGCUUCAACAGGACCAUACGGGUCUUUUCCACGGCCCGGCCUGGCCGUGACUGUGAGGUCCGAGCCACGUUUGCCAAAAAGCAGGGCCAGAGUGGCAUCAUCUCCUGCAUAGCCUUCAGCCCAGCCCAACCCCUCUACGCUUGUGGCUCCUAUAGCCGUUCCCUGGGUCUGUAUGCCUGUGAUGAUGGCUCCCCUCUUGCUUUGCUGGGAGGACACCAAGGAGGCAUCACUCACCUCUGCUUUCACCCUGAUGGCAACCGCUUCUUCUCAGGAGCCCGCAAGGAUGCUGAGCUUCUGUGCUGGGACCUCCGGCAGCCCAGCCAUCCACUGUGGUCGCUGAGUCGAGAGGUGACCACCAAUCAGCGCAUCUACUUCGAUCUGGAUUCGACUGGGCAGUUCUUGGUGAGCGGGAGCACCAGUGGGGCUGUGUCUGUGUGGGACACCGGCGGGGCUGGACAGGAAGGGAAGCCGGAGCCGUUGCUGAGUUUUCUGCCCCAGAAAGACUGUACCAACGGAGUGAGUCUGCACCCUAGCCUGCCAUUGCUGGCCACCGCCUCCGGUCAGCGUGUGUUCCCAGAGCCCACAGAGAGUGAGGACGAAGGGGAGCGGGAGGUGGACCUUCCCCUGCUUUCCAUGCGCCACGUCCACCUCGAAUGUCAGCUUCAGCUCUGGUGGUGUGGUGGACAUGGAACCAGGAUAGCUGAUGCUCCCCAGGGCCAGAAGGGCCAGGGAGGGACUGAGGAAAGUGAGUGUGAGUUUACAUAAAACCGUUUUCUAUGG
Canis lupus familiaris (dog) is the source of this 3797-nucleotide messenger RNA. It is a transcript of the gene WRAP53, whose product is annotated as WD repeat containing antisense to TP53. Lineage: Eukaryota; Metazoa; Chordata; Mammalia; Carnivora; Canidae. Gene Ontology annotation, cellular component: Cajal body. Gene Ontology annotation, molecular function: protein binding; RNA binding. The record is from RefSeq and is a predicted model, not a curated record. Gene Ontology annotation, biological process: Cajal body organization.